Messenger RNA from Quercus lobata, 1138 nucleotides. RefSeq lists its product as uncharacterized. Lineage: Eukaryota; Viridiplantae; Streptophyta; Magnoliopsida; Fagales; Fagaceae. Bases 59 to 634 code for a protein of 191 amino acids. The transcript is spliced from 3 exons. The record is from RefSeq and is a predicted model, not a curated record.
ACAGGAAUGCUUGCUAGUUCAAGAGCAAGCCACUCAAGAAGGUUCAUUCCCUAAAGAAAUGACAACCAAGUUCAACAAGGAUAUGUAUGCGAAGAUGAGAUCAAAGAAGGACGAGUCGUUAUCCAACAUCGGGAAGAAGUCAGUGCGCGUCACAGGGAAGGGCCCCUCCGUUACUCCAUCUACCUCCGUCAUUCCCAUUGGUACCGAGACUACAAGGACGGCCUCUCCUGCCACCUCGGUUGAAGAGAUCCUUUCUCCCGCUGCAAAGAGGCCGCGCUUGUCUGACAGAGAAAAGGAGAAGGUUGAGUCUCGCUCGUCUACCAUAUGGGACGAUGAGAGAUUAGCAGUGGACAAGGCUCACGGGGUCGCGAUUGCUGAGGAUUUGAAGAUCUUUUCCGGCGUGCUCGUCAACGAGGUUGUGUCUCGCCACGUCCAUAAGCUUGUACAGGUGUUAGGGGAAAGUCUUCAUAUUACCUCUAAGUAUCUUACUCAAGAGGCCAAGGUGGCGUCACUAACAUCCAGGAUGGAGGCCUUGGAAGAGGAGAAUUCUAUGCUGAAGAAGAAGCUCAUCAACUCCAUGCAUGAGGCCAACACUUUGAAGGAAAGUACCAAGACCUUGGCUAACGAUCUCUGAGCUGAGCGUCAGUUAACUCUGAAGAAGGAUGAUCAGCUUCUGGCAGCUAAGGAGAAGCUUAAAACUAUUGUUGCUUGGUCUGUUGAAGCUUUCCAAAUGACUGACGAGUAUAACACAGUCCUAUUCAGCUGGUACUUCAAGGGUUUUGAGCUUCUGAUGAGGUACCUUGUCAAGCAUCCUUUCGGAGUGGACUUGGAGACACUGGAUUUGGAAGAGUUUGACCAGGAGAUGACUGCUGACGAGGUUGUCCAGCCCCCUACCACUGAGACUGGUGCCCCCGAAAAUACCCCUGCUGGUGACGCCCCUUCUGGAGACAAUGUUGCUGUUGACGCACGAACUUGAUACUUAAUGAAAAUUUUCUCUCUCUCUUUUCCUUUUUUUCUUUUUUUGGGUGCCCAUCAUGUUUUGGGCUUUUUGUAAAUCUAAUUUCCGAACAAUUUCCUUUUAUCUUGAGAACAAUAUUUUUAGCCCAGUGUUUAUGGGCCUUUAAAUGUGAAGAAUAAU